AUGUUUGCGUUCAGCCUUUGUUUAUUUUUAUUAACUUUUAACGGUAUAUUUUGUGAAGAUAGUACGGUUAUAGUGGAAACAGAACAAGGGAAAGUCGAAGGGAGUUUAUCUAGCAAUGGACUUUAUCAUGAAUUUUUGGGGAUACCAUACGGUGUCCCUGUGAAAUUCCGGGCACCCCAAGACCCUCCGGAGCACGAAGAAGUCUUCAAGGCUGACAACCGACUCAGCAUCUGCCCUCAGUUUCCCUCCAACGACCCUCUGGCCCUCCCGAGCGAUAAUGAAGACUGUCUGACCCUCAACAUAUACUCUCCUAUCAACUCGAUUAAUACCACCUUACCUGUGAUGGUAUAUCUUCAUGGGGGAGGCUUUGGCAUCGGUUCAGGAUCCCCAACCUUCUACGGACCCCAAUAUUUAGUCAGCCAUGGAGUCGUCAUUGUUACCAUCAAUUACCGACUGAAUGUCUAUGGAUUCCUAAACCUUGGCACGAAAGAAGCGCCUGGUAACGCUGGAUUGAAGGAUAUAAGGCAAGCUUUGAGGUGGAUUAAGAAGAAUAUUGCUUCAUUUGGUGGUGACGAGGAAAAUGUAACAGUUUUUGGACAAGGAAGUGGUGGUAUUGCCGCCAUUUAUUUGACGUUAUCCGAAUCCUGCAAAGGACUCUUCAAUAGAAUCAUCUCUGAAAGCGGUUCACUGUUCACGCCGCAUUCUUUCGACCACAAACCCUUGGCUACAGCCAGUCAAAUAGCCAAAUCAUUAGGUGUAAACUCUGAAGACAGUGAAGAAUUGUUCAAACUGUAUUCCGAUACGCCUAUAACCAAAGUUGAGGAGGCAAUAUCUAAGCAAAUGAACGCAAAAUCAGUCUUCCUUCCAUCAGUUGAAUCCAUCUUCGAGGAUGAAGAAGCCUUCCUAACUGAUACUCCUUACAACAUCUUGACUACCAAAAACCACAAAUCCUUUAAUCCUGUACCAAUAAUCAUCGGCAUCAACACAGUUGAAGGUCUAACGAGCACUUUGGAUUACAACACGAUUACCAGUCAAAUGGACAGGAUUAAGAAUGAAGACUACUCCUCAUUAGACCAGAGAAACUUCGAAAUACCCGAUGAUGAAAAAGAGGAAUUCAGAGACGUGUUAAAGGAGACAUACUUUUCUAACACUACAUCGGACGAGACUGUUGUUGGGGGUAUUAUAAAUUUGAAUUCUGACUUCUCUUUCGUCGGCCCGUUGUCUCUCUUCACGGAAUUGUACUCCAACGUAUCUGGACAAGCUAUUUACGAAUAUAUCUUUAAUUAUAUUGGCAAUAGGAAUCUUGGGAGGCUUCUAACGAAUAGCAGCUUGCCAGCGACGGCGAAUCAAGAUGAAUUGUUCUAUAUCUUCGAGCUGGAGAGAGUGCCUCUGCCCAUGGAUGAGAAUGACGCGCGGAUUGUCACCUUCAUGACUAUGAUGUGGACUAAUUUCGCUAAGUUUGGCAACCCCACUCCAGAACCUGAAAACGGCUCGUGGCUACCGCACCCUCACAAUUUGGCCAUAGCGCUGGAGCCUCAGUAUGUAGCCCCCCUGACUCCAGAGAGGGCGCACUUCUGGAAGACUUUAUAUAUGAAGUACGGAGCUGAUGUCCCGAGGGAGGCAGAGGAGGAAAUGUGAUCAUUCGAGCAGCUUGGUGGAGUAUGCUCCAUACCCGGAGGGUUGAU
Messenger RNA from Pectinophora gossypiella (pink bollworm), 1685 nucleotides. RefSeq names its product juvenile hormone esterase-like. The transcript has 3 exons. Lineage: Eukaryota; Metazoa; Arthropoda; Insecta; Lepidoptera; Gelechiidae. Bases 1 to 1638 code for a protein of 545 amino acids. The record is from RefSeq and is a predicted model, not a curated record.